AUGCUGGAGGCUGCGGCCGUUGCCGGCGCUCGCGUGGAUCUCGCGUGGCACUCUUCACGUGAUCGUGACCAAUGUGGCUGCACGCGCCGCGCGCAGGCGCGCGUAUCAAGCUUGCUUCCUGCCGCCAUCUUCACCGCCGACUUGCUGGCUGACAUGGUGGACCCCCCACAAUUGCGGAUAUCCUGCAGAAUGGUCUGUACCGACCAGUGGCUAGUCACGCACGUCGAUCCAUCGUGGCCUGUCUCUCAACUCAAGCAAAUUCUCGUCCAGAGGUUCUCAAGGGAGCGCAAAACCGUGGAGAAGAGUCGGCGUACCAUCCCUGUUUCUCCCCAUAAGACCCGUCGGCGCUCUCUCUCGCCCAUCACAUUCGCUGCGCCCCGCAAACCUCGUCCGAUAGUGACGGAGAACACGCCUUCGGUUGUGAGCGAGGAGGGACCAGAAGCGGCAGAGGAAACUGAAGAGCUUGACAGCGACGAAGAAGACGACGAGGUGGUGGACGUCAACAAGGCCUUGAGCGAGGCGCACCGCUACAAGUACAACACCCGGCCGUCAACUUCCUCUACAUCAGACACUGUCUCCCGGCUCCCUCCUCCCGAGAGUUCCGGUACGUCGCAAGAAGUCGAGGGGUGCGUUCUUAUCACCUUCUCCACGACCCAGAUUUUGGAGGACCGCUUCUCCCUUGACUGGUAUGACAUACACCCCGGCGAGCUGCUCGAGCUGCACCCACUGGCCCACUCCUUCAUCUCCCUGCCACGAUUCUCGCUGGACGCAUACAUUGCACCGUACUUCGCGGCGAGAGUGUGGGCUCUCCGAGUCGUCGGGAAUGCCUUGGACUCUACGCUCCGAGAUCUUGGAAUCCCACGCGAUCAUCAGACAGACGAUGAGAUCCCGGACGUCAGCCCGAGAUCCCCAUUGCUGCGCGACAGGAAGAAGAAAAUCACGCUUGAAUGGAAAGAGAGCUACGACUCCGCCGCGACACCGAACCAUGAGCCAGGACUCCCUGUCCGUACCAUUCGAGCGAAACUCGUCGGAGGCAUCAUCCCCACCAGCACGGGACGCGUGGUGGCGACGCGGAUCACGCGAGGCGUCCGCGACUUUGAGCAGUAG
Molecule: messenger RNA, 1107 nt
Organism: Trametes versicolor FP-101664 SS1
Lineage: Eukaryota; Fungi; Basidiomycota; Agaricomycetes; Polyporales; Polyporaceae
Exons: 3
Coding region: 1-1107 (368 amino acids)
Source: RefSeq, a predicted model, not a curated record